AUGGGCAUAAUCGGAUUAGUUCAUGCCGCGGUAGACUGGCUUCUCGGCUGGGCCAAGCUGAUCCAGAACCGCGAAGUCGGCUGGCUCACCAUCGACCGCAAGACCGGAAAAUAUAUGCGCGAACAGCAGCCUCUCUGGAAGAAACUCAAACUCCUCCUCCUCUUCAACCCGCUGACAACAUGGCUCGAUACGACGCACGCGAUGAGACUAUAUAUGCAUAACAGCGCGAUCAAAGAGGGGAAGCAAGAAGCAGCCCCAGCCUCGGCCAAACGCAUCCGAGAAUUCAUCUCCUUCUUCCACAUCAACAUGGACGAGUUCGAGCCCUCCGACCCGGCAGCCUUUCGCUCAUUCGAAGAGUUCUUCGUCCGUCAUCACAAGCCCGGAACGCGGCCCAUAUUCGAGGCAGAGAACCCGUCCUCUGCAGUGUGCGUCGCGGACUCGCGCGUCGUGGUCUACGAGCACGUCGCCGAGAGCAAGAAGAUCUGGAUCAAGGGGGAGGACUUCUCUAUCACGAACCUCGUCAUGGAUCGUAAAUUGGGUCCGCAGUUCGGAGACGGCCCCGUUGCGAGUUUCCGUCUUUCCCCGCAGGAUUACCAUCGCUACCAUAGUCCGGUUUCAGGGAAGAUCAAGGUCUUUCGCAGUAUGCCGGGGGAUUACUAUGAGGUUGAUCCGCUGGCUAUCCGGAGCGGCGUCGAUAUUCUGACGCGGAAUGCAAGGGACUAUGUGGUCAUUGAGACGGAGGAGUUCGGCGAGGUGCUCUUUGUUGCUAUUGGGGCUAGCCAAGUGGGCACUGUUGAAUAUACACUCUUGAUGAAGGAUGCUGACGACGGUAGGAUCCACGAGAAAUGGCAGAAACCCGGUGCGGAAAUCAAGAAAGGCGAUGAACUAGGCAUCUUUCAGUUUGGCGGCUCGAGCAUCAUCGUCGCCUUUCAGAAGGGACGGAUCCAGUUCGAUGAGGACCUAGUCGAACCGAGCAAGCGUGCUAUUGCGGUAGAUGUGGAAGUGGGUAUGAGUCUUGGUCGUGCUACAUCGAAGGCUACCUAGGGUUGAUAGGCGGUACUUACCUUGUGGGUUAGGCGCAUUGGAGUUGGAUCAUUAUGGAGCUAUCAAGGGUGUUAGGGUUACGAACGCCAACGAAAUCUAGGCUGCUGUUCGAACAUUAGGACUGAUUGUCAGAGAAGCACAUUUUCCGUUUAUAUGACAAUGACAUCAAUGUGAUUUUUGAGGGCCGUGAGAGCCAUG
Molecule: messenger RNA, 1242 nt
Organism: Aspergillus nidulans FGSC A4
Lineage: Eukaryota; Fungi; Ascomycota; Eurotiomycetes; Eurotiales; Aspergillaceae
Product: putative phosphatidylserine decarboxylase
Exons: 5
Coding region: 1-1044 (347 amino acids)
Biological process (GO): phospholipid biosynthetic process; phosphatidylethanolamine biosynthetic process; glycerophospholipid biosynthetic process
Molecular function (GO): phosphatidylserine decarboxylase activity
Source: RefSeq, a predicted model, not a curated record